This is a messenger RNA of Histoplasma mississippiense, 1128 nucleotides long. RefSeq lists its product with no specific name. NCBI's taxonomy places the organism in Eukaryota, Fungi, Ascomycota, Eurotiomycetes, Onygenales, Ajellomycetaceae. The coding region runs from base 1 to 1128 and encodes 375 amino acids. The record is from RefSeq and is a predicted model, not a curated record. The transcript has 4 exons.
AUGGCGGCAGCACCAGUCAUGGAGAGUCGUGUGCCAGAUGAGCAGAUGGAUGUGGUGGAGGAGGAGGAGGAGGAGAAGAGACAGAGAGAUACCCAGUCAGAAGAAGAAGAUAAGUUCAAAUUAGUCAAGAUUCAGAUGGCAUGUUUGGAUUUUUGCAUUGAGCUGCUGAACCAACACGUUGGCGGUGCUGGGACGGGGGGAGUAUGGAUGGUGCGACGCGAAGAGCUACCCACCAAUAUUGUCACGGAUCAAGAAGAAGAUAAGUUCAAAUUAACCAAGAUCCAGAUGGCAUGUUUGGAUUUUUGCAUUGAGCUGCUGAACCAGCGGGUUCAGGUGGAGGAUUAUGAGUGCGCGCUGGUAGACGCGUUGGCGGUGCUGGGACGGGGGGAGUAUGGAUGGCGCGACGCGGAGAGCUACCCACCAAUAUUGUCACGGAUCAUCAAGGUGGCACGGUUCAUGGUGGUGCAGAAGGCGCUGCGACUGGACGCCAAUGCAUCCGACAUGCUGGCCAGGAACCAAGCAAGCCAGAUGGUGGGAGAGUGGGCCGUGACAUUCCACAAACAGAAUGUCCAUCAAGGCCGGUUCAUCAUCACACAUCAGCAGCGAGGGCAGAGGGCAUUGAUGGAUGAGGAGGUUUUAGUGGAAGAGGCGCAGAGCUGGAAGGAUCAGUGUUUAAUAUGUGCAAAUGGCAAGCGGGAGUUUGACCAUGAGCUGUACCAGUGUCCCCACGAGGAGAGCCAGGAGGCAAAGAGAUGGAUGAUGACAGUGCGGAGCAAGAUCAAAUACACACGGUAUUCCGGGUGCUUCCGAUGCGGGAUGCCGCAGUCCAUAUGCAACAGCUGGAAGACACAGAGGCAGUGUCCGUACAGGGGAUUUUUGAUCCCGACAGUGGCAAUGAUGAUGUAUGGGUGUCAUGCAGGGCAGAUGAAGCAGGCGUGGAGACAGCGGCUGAGAGAGUUCAAUGUGGAUGCAGAUGAUCAGGAGGCGGUGAUUGAAUUUUUGGGACAGAAGGUUGAGGGGCAGGGCAUGGAGCACAACCGGCUGGUGGAGAUGGUUUGUUGGCUGCGAGGGAUAUAUCAGGAGGCAGAGAGGGGGAAGAUCGAGUCAGAGGGUACAGAGGUCAAGUGA